AAAUAAUUGCGUAUCACGAGCGCUUGAUAAUUAUAUACAAUUAAUCUACCUCACGACGAUUACUCAUUCGUGUGGGAAUUUUACGGAAACGUAAAGUCUGCCGAGUUUCAUUGAAAAAUAUCAGUACACGUAACGACUGCACUGGGUGGAGAUCUCGUGUCUUAUCUUCUGAGCAAUUAGGGUAGUUUUCCUUGUAUUACAGCCGCAGAAAUAGGUUUGUUAAAAAUGGUCACCGGACGAGCGCUUCAUUAUGUAUUUAAAAUACCGGAUCGGAAAUUGACAGCGAAAUUUUAUCGCGAAAUCCUUGGAAUGAAGGUGUUACGACACGAAGAAUUUGCUGAUGGUUGCGAAGCAACUUGCAAUGGACGAUACGCAAAUCGAUGGAGUAAAACUAUGAUAGGGUAUGGACCAGAGGACACUCAUUUUGUAAUAGAGUUAACUUACAAUUAUGGAAUCAAAGAAUAUAAAAGGGGAAAUGAUUUUGGUGGAAUAACAAUUCGUUCUAAAGAGGCAAUUGAGAGAGCACGUGCAGAUGGAUGGCCAAUAAAGGAGGAAAGUGGAAAAUUUGUUUUAGAAGCACCCGGUGGUUACAAGUACUAUAUUAUUGAUGAAUCACAGCCUACAAAUAAAGAUCCUGUGGAAAAAGUCACGCUGUCCAGUUCAAAUCUUCAAAAUACUAUUGCUUACUGGAAAGAUAUUUUAGGUUUAAAGGUAUUUGAACAAAGUGACAAAAAGGUACUGUUAGGAUAUAGCGAGGAUCAGGCCAAGGUUGAAUUUGAAGAUAUUGGUGCUGAAAUUGAUCAUGCUGCAGGAUAUGGGCGUGUAGCAUUUUCAAUUCCUCAUGCAGAGCAACCGGAAAUACGAAAGAAGAUCAAAGAUAGUGGGCAUAAAAUACUAACCGAUUUAAUUUCCUUACCUACUCCAGGAAAAGCCGAUGUUAGAGUUAUUAUUCUUGCUGAUCCAGAUGAUCAUGAAAUCUGCUUCGUGGACGAUGAAGCAUUUAGGCAAUUGUCAGUUCCAGACUAUCCAAGUGAAGAAGUCUUGAACAUGUAUAUUGCUAAAGACAAGUAAACUAUCGAGGCUACAUCUAUCAUACACUUUUGAGGCUACAGUUUAUUCGUGGAGCAGAAUUUUAUUUCAGUAUUUUCGCAGAUUUAGAAGGCCGCGCCGAUAGUGCUUCGUUAUUUUAAAAAUC
Molecule: messenger RNA, 1195 nt
Organism: Habropoda laboriosa
Lineage: Eukaryota; Metazoa; Arthropoda; Insecta; Hymenoptera; Apidae
Product: glyoxalase domain-containing protein 4
Exons: 6
Coding region: 226-1071 (281 amino acids)
Source: RefSeq, a predicted model, not a curated record